This is a messenger RNA of Klebsormidium nitens, 318 nucleotides long. The record is from the annotation of a GenBank genome assembly. NCBI's taxonomy places the organism in Eukaryota, Viridiplantae, Streptophyta, Klebsormidiophyceae, Klebsormidiales, Klebsormidiaceae.
AUGAAAUCCUUCGAAGAGUGUUGCGAGGAGUGCCAAGAGCAGAAUCCCUUCUUUCGGCUCGGUGGAGGCGUGGUGGGGAAGUUCACCUACACGAGAGACACGCCAUUCAUUCAGCCUUUCGAAAGCAUCGAGAGUCCUUGGGCGGACUACAUCAAGAGCGACAGCAUGGAGACCAACAUAAAGAAGCUAUUCAAAUUGGCUCAGAAGUACACCAAGAAACAGAAAGAAAAAGAAGAGAAGGUGGAAGAGGAGAAGCCAAAGGAGCGAGAGAAGCCGAAGGAGCCAGAAGUAGAAGAAGUAGAAGACGAAAAACCACUA